AUGAAACAGUUUGAGCCUUUUCCUGUUGACCCUAAUCUUAUCAUCAAUGUGAUAUUUGAUGCUUUCUUGUCUUUUAGAUUUAAGCAAGUUACGGUCUUACUAAUAUCUUUAAGCGCUAGUCGCGAUACAAAUCAGGCUAUUAGCACUAUUGAUACAAUGAAAGCAGUAGUUCAGGAUAAAAAUUUCACUAGAUAUUUCAUUCUAUAUAUUGUUUCAAACAUUCGCAACUGUAAAUCUCAUUCAUACGAAAAGGAAGGCAGUCUUAAUGAGUCAAAAUUUACGUCAAAAUCUGAAAGUAUGUUUGAAUUGGAAUUAUUUCAUUCAUCUCUGAAGUCUAUGUUCGUUUGGAAAUGGCAUCUGAUUAACCUGGAAAACAACAUCACCCUUGCCAAUUUGAACAAAGAACAACAGUCCCAGCUUGCAGACAUUAGCAGUAUAUUCAGCCCUCCUCAUUCCCCCACCUCGUAA
Messenger RNA from Phycomyces blakesleeanus NRRL 1555(-), 468 nucleotides. RefSeq lists its product as hypothetical. The record is from RefSeq and is a predicted model, not a curated record. The transcript has 4 exons. Lineage: Eukaryota; Fungi; Mucoromycota; Mucoromycetes; Mucorales; Phycomycetaceae. Bases 1 to 468 code for a protein of 155 amino acids.